CAUAAGAUAUUGAAUACUAAUUUGUAGAGAUUUAAUGAUAUGUCAUAGUGACAAUCUAAUGCCUUUGAGUUUUGAAAAUUAGGGCCGUUGUAUAAUUUUUUGGUAAUUUCAGUUUUUACCGACGAUUGGUGUAGAUUCAAUCAUUUAUUGAAGAUUUUCGACAAAAAUUUCAAAAAACUACAAAGCAGUGAAAUGCUAAUUACCGUGCAGACAUUGCAGAAGGAGAUAUUUGAAAUUGAAUUUGAUGCUGAAAAAACUGUGCUUCAAUUAAAAGAGAGGAUCUAUUUUGAACGUGGACCAGAAUACAAUGUAGAAAAUCAAAAACUUAUAUAUGCUGGAAUAAUACUCAGUGACGAACGCAGUAUAAAUUCAUAUAAUAUAGAUGAAAGCAAGUUUAUCGUGAUAAUACUUAAAACUGGUUAUGAAAACUGCUUUCCGAAACUUGAGGGAGGAUGUUUUACCUCUUCUGUCGUAUCAUCGAUUCCCAAUACUGAGAAGGGGGAAGAAUGCAACAAGUUGCAAGACUAUAUAACAACAACCACUGAAGAUGGGCCAUUCCAAGUAAUGUCUGUAGAGCAAACUGCCGAAAUAGAAAAUGAAGCGGUAUCAAUAAAUAGUGGUAGUGAUGACGCUGAAAGGUUAAGCCAAUCUGUAAACAAUUCUGACAACAUUAACAGAGCAGAUUCUUUGGAAUUCGUUGAAAGCAAUACAAGUAUAUUAUCUAGUAGGUCAGGGGAAUUGGUUUUUUCUAGAAGCAGUAAUGAAUCUGAUGGAUCUGAAUCUAGUCACAGCACUUACUCCAGUGGCGAUCUUGCGGGGGUUUUCUCCAAUACUUCGAUACAAUCACGUGCUAACGCGAAUUUACCUCUGGCUUUAGAAGGGGAUCAUACAAUUGAUUAUAUGAUGGAAAUGGGCUUUAGCCGUGAAAAUGUUGAGAAGGCAAUGAAAAUUAGUUUUAACAAUCCAGAACGAGCACUGGAAUACUUAAUCAGCGGUAUAGCUGAAGCAUCUGAUAGCUUCCACACAACUACCGCAGCUGAUCGAGAUGGUGCACAUCUUAAAUAUAAUCCUGGUGCAUUUUAUGAUGACAAAAGCUGCGCCAACACAAGAGAGUCUACUUUUAUUAGCGAUAAUGGGAGUCAUGUGACAUUAAACCGGUUUAAUAGUUUUAACAAAAACUCCAAUUAUCAAGAGAGUGGUUACAGUGCUGUACAAGAGUGUGGGGAAAGUCGUGUUAGUAAAUUUAAGGAGCGGACAACACAAUUACCGAUUGGUGGGGGAGCGUUAAACGAAAAUACUAAGGAACUUAAUGCAGAAGGACAACAAGAUAUCCAGUGUGCCACUACUAUAGUGAAAACACACAACCUUGGAAGUGGCGAUAUUGAAAAUAUCGGGCUGAGCGGUGGUUUGGCUCCUAUCAGCAGUAAUACCAGUAUAUCCUCAACUGGAUCCGGCGUAUUUAUUCUUUCCGAGAGAAGUAACAUAUCUGAAAGCUCUGAAACCAGCCACAGCACAUUUUCAAGUGAUGACCUCGCAGGUGUGUUCUCUAAUACUUCGCUGAAAUCACGAUCCGAAUCGAAUUUGCCAAUGAGUCAAGAAUACAAUCGUACUAUUGAAUCAAUCAUAGAGAUGGGGUUUAGUCGUGAAACCGUUGAACACGCUAUGACUGCUUGUUUCAAUAAUCCAGAGCGAGCAAUCGAGUUUUUAAUAAGUGGAUUAUCAGAUACUUCUGAAAUAUUUGAUAGUAAUGUAACGAAUGAAGAGAAUAUUCGCACAAAUAUUGGGGGAAUUAAUCAUGCUAAUGUCUAUGACGAAGAGAGAGAAAGAUUAUCAAGUACAAUUCCUGAUAUCGAUUUAAAUUUCAGUUCGAGAGAUGGAGAGUAUGACGAUGACCAACAAUCUUUAGAAAACCAUCAUGCGACAUUGCGCUCUGUUACAGAUGAAAAUCCGUUUGAAAUAUUUCGCAAUCAACCUCAGUUGUUGUUUAUGCGUUCGUUAAUGUAUCAGAAUCCAGAUGCUUUACAUGGAGCACUCCAGCAAAUUGGGCAAACUAAUCCGGCUCUUUUACAACUUAUAUCGGAAAACCAGGAUGCUUUCUUGAGCAUGCUUAGUCAAACUUUGGAGGAAUAUGCUGAUAUAAGCCGUCCGAAUCCACGUCGAUUGACACCAGGACGACGUGCACAGCUUGCUGCUGCAGUUCGGGCUGCAGCUGGGGGAGAUGGAUUGCAUGUACGUUCUCUUGAUACAGCACCCGGUGCGGGCGGUGACGGAAUGCUUACCCACCAACGGCCUGGAGAAAGUGGUGAUGCAGGGGCCGAUACAGUACCUCAUGUAAUUUCUCAACUUCAACCAGAUAGAGUUGCAGAACGACGAGCAGCCGCUGCUGAUGCAUUCUUACGUGAAAGAGCUGCAGCUGCAGUUGCGGUGGCGGCUUUAACAGCAGAUGCUUCUGAUACGAUUCAUCGCGAAAUUUAUGAUGAUGCCGUUGCUAGAGGUGCUACAAGCUCAUUGGAUAACGAUAAUUUAUCUGCCUCUGCCUUAUUGGAAGGAAAUAAGAAUAUGAUGUUUCUACUCACACCACAAGACGAGGAAGCAAUUAAUCGCCUUAAAUCACUAGGUUUUUCCGAAUCACUGGCACUUCAGGCAUAUCUUACCUGCGAAAAAAACGAGCAAUUAGCAGCGAAUUUUUUGUUAUCUUCAGUAUUAAAUGAUUAAGACAUUUAUUGUAUUUAAAAAUAUUUGACAUUUAGACUCGUAAGAUAAGUAAUUUUAAUACAAGUUAAAUAAUAAUUCGA
Zeugodacus cucurbitae (melon fly) is the source of this 2795-nucleotide messenger RNA. RefSeq lists its product as uncharacterized. Gene Ontology annotation, cellular component: nucleoplasm; cytosol. Gene Ontology annotation, molecular function: proteasome binding; polyubiquitin modification-dependent protein binding; damaged DNA binding. The transcript is spliced from 8 exons. The coding region runs from base 193 to 2715 and encodes 840 amino acids. The record is from RefSeq and is a predicted model, not a curated record. Gene Ontology annotation, biological process: proteasome-mediated ubiquitin-dependent protein catabolic process; nucleotide-excision repair. Lineage: Eukaryota; Metazoa; Arthropoda; Insecta; Diptera; Tephritidae.